Symbiodinium sp. CCMP2592 is the source of this 3033-nucleotide messenger RNA. The record is from the annotation of a GenBank genome assembly. Lineage: Eukaryota; Dinophyceae; Suessiales; Symbiodiniaceae.
AUGGCUCAGGAGGCUUGGCAGAGGUGCAUGGAUGAUGUGGGCUUGCCCGCGGCGGUUGCCAAGCUGCUCAUUGCCAAGGGAUAUGUGUCCAAGGCCUCCUACACCAAAGCUUUCCGCAAUGAGGAGGUGUUGGAGAAAUUCAUCGAAGCCGUGCUUACCCGGGACCAACCAUGUGGAGUAUUGGCGCUCGGAGAUUGGGAAAUCCAUCCUGUGGCUGACUGGCUCCGCGAGCUCUGGGAACACAAGGAAGCUUCUACCGAUAUGCAGCUAGCUCUGCCGCAGAAGCUUGCCGAAGGUGGUGCUGACUCAUUGUCGACCGCCGCCUUGCUCUCUUGGCCUGGCGCCCUUGGAAGCAAACUUUCUGCUGAUGAAAUCAGCAAUCUCUGGAGCAAGUUCGAGGAGAACUACCCAAGCGAGGUGCUGGAGGUUCAACACCGUCCUUGUAAGCAGUUGAUCCAGCUGGUAAACCAGCAGAAGUCACAAGGUGACUUGCGCUUCAUUCCUUGGAAGCAGUUGCUGACCGAAGCUCAAUGCGAUAACCUCAAGCAGGGCGUGCAAAAGAAAGAGAAAUCUUUCCUGAGCCUGCUUUCUGAAGCCUCGGGCCAGUGGGAUAUGCUGGAGUGUGACCCUUCUGCGUCCCCGUUCGGUGUGCAACGGCUGCUGAUGACUCGCAGCAUCGCUUGGGCCUUGACGGGCUGGUGCCAUCUGUCCUCCUCUAAGAAGCUAGUAAGCAAGUUCUUGGACUUUUACACCAGGGGAGGUGGCCCAGACACCGGCUUGCGUGCUCCCUCAUUGGCCGAAGCCGAGGCAGCAGACAUUGAACUUUGCAGGGAGCUGAAUGCACUGUUGGCCAAGAAGUUCACUCUGGACCAGGCUCUGCAUGAGGUUCUUGUGUUACGCAACUCGUUGCACUUUUGGCUGCAGCCACGCCCGCGUCCCUCGGCAUCUGUGAAAGGAAAAGGCAAAGGAGGCAAGCAGCAGUUGCGUGAUCGCUUGGCGUCCAAAGGCGGCGGCAAAUGGGGACAAGGUGGGACCGCUGCCUUGAAAAAACGCGAUGCGGACGGCAAGUUCAAGGGCACAUGCCAUGCUUUCCAAGUAGGGAAGUGCAAGUUCGGCGAGGCGAGGAUUGCAAGUUUGAACAUGCUUGCGAGAACUGUGGGCUGUCCGGGCACGGCAGAGCUGAGUGUCACGUGUGAGCCAGCGGUGUCCGCCCCUUUGCUAGAACCGCGCCAAGUUGCUGCCAGUCCUGUGCCUUUGCCGCGUGGGGAGGCGUCCGAAAAGGAUUGCGUUGCAUAUCACCAGAUCCUCCUGAAAGACGGCGGGGGCGUAUGCAGCACAACGGACUGGCAGUUGCCUCCGCCAGAAGCGCUGGCGGAUCCCUUGGGCGGUGUGAGAAAGGCCAUCUACUGUUCAAUGCCGAGCGAUACUUGCGCACGUUUGCAGUCUCGCCUGGGCGAGCCCUCUGACGAUCCCGUCUUCUCAGACGAGGAAGUGGUGGUCAUGAGACACGCUGUUUGCAAAUCUCUGGGCGUGGAUACGGAUUGGGCCCUGGCUUCGUUCGAUAAGACCCCUUAUAAGUUCAACUUGCUACAGUCCAUUGCCUUGACUUUGGGAGACGUGGAUUCGAAUCUGCCGGCAGUUUUGUCUCGUGGAGCGCCUACAGGUGUACGGGCACCAGUUCGAGCUUCGGGGGUGUGGCCAAGAUGUGAUGGGGUAGACGACGACGAAUUCACGGAUGCCUCCCCUGAACUGCACCUCUGCGAUUGCAAUCAUGCGUCAGCGUUAAAAGAAGAGAACAAGGUGCUCGAGUUAGUGCACAAGGAGGUGGCGGAUGGCUACAUGGAGCACAUCCCCGGCGCACGCAGUGAGGAAGUUCUCAAUGUGCCACUGUCUUGGAGAAAGCUGCGUCUUGGUUUGUCGUUGGAGUAUCUGGGCUGGGCUCUAAGUGUGGACGGUGUCUUCAAAGCCAAAAUUUUGGAAUGCAAAAAGACACGGAUUUUGGCUGCCUUGAACUGGUGGCUGCAGCAUCCGAAAAGGAUUGGGAGGAAAGAACUGUCCGGGAUUUUGGGCCUGCUUAUCUGGGCUACCCAGAUUAGGCUGCCUCUGCGCGCUUUUCUGGCCCCUCUUUUCACCGCGCUUCAUCGUCCAACUGGAAAACUGCAGCUUUUACACCCGGGGCAAUUAGCAGAGCUCGCUGGACUCCUUGACAGGACCUCUUUACGUGUGUGUAAGUCGGCUCAGGGCUCGGAUGUGCAGGCUGGUUGGUUGCUGCGUGAAGUUGGAGGUCGGUCUGUGAGCCGGGAAUGCUUGGAUGCCGCGCUGAAGCAACCGAAGCUCAAAAAUGGGAAGUGCUGGUUGCGCUUCCACUCCUGGGGCCCCACUACAAAUCUGGACGCGGCUUGCUUGUCCAGCAUUCGAAUUCUCAAGCACUUCUUCAGCCAGAACUCGUUUGGUUGGGCAAAUUCUCAUGAGGUCCUCAAUGGUUUUGCGGAUGCUUGGGCUAGUAGCUGUCUAGCCGGAAUUGGCGGCUGGUUUCAAGCAGAGUCUGGUACGCGCCAUUGGUUUCAUUUGGGAGUCAAGCGUGAGGAUAUUCCUGAGGAGUGGAUGUGGCCUCAGCGUAUGCAGGCUGGCAUUGGUUCCCUUGAGCUGGUGGCUCAACUGGCACUCAUGAUCACACGGGCCAAAAUCUGCAGCCUGCCAUGUGCGUACCGGGCGGUGCUGCGACAAUACAGUGACAACAUGGGAGUGGUGGCAUCGGUUUCCAAAGGUUUGGCCAGCAAGCCACCGAUGUGCUGUGCGCUGGUCACGCUUUGCUUUGCCUGUCUGCGGAUGAAAUGCGACCUCUCACUUUCGCACAUCGCCGGGGCGCGUAAUGUGGAAGCUGACUACCUCAGCCGCAUGAAUUGCGCUUCACAGCCUUUGGACCAAGCUAUCGAAUCUGCCUUUCCGAGCCAUAACAGAGUGGAGAUCAGUGUCAAGGAUGUGUUUGGGCCAUGGAGAGACUUCAUGUCCGGAGGACCCAAGUGUCUUUGA